UUACACAGAACUUGGUCGCCGAUUAAUGAUAAUCUGUCUUCUCUCCUCACUUUGUUUUUAGUAUCAAUUGAUCUUUGUAUGAGGAAAGAUCUUAAGAGAGUUUUACAUCUGUUUUUAAAAACAAGGAUUAAUUAAUUAAUUUUAUCAAUAGACUAAUUUUAAAUUGACUCAACAAAUAUAUAAAAUGGUGAAAAGCAUAUCUGUUCGAUAUCAAUAUGGCUGGAGUGCGGAGAGUGGAGUAUCUGAUGUCACAGAGAGGGGCCCCUCAAAUUGUUCUGGAUAGUUAUGGUUACACCAGAAAUAAGGUCAGACAGAUCUGCACCCACUGGAGAUGCGUCGUCAAGACCUGCACGGGGAGGUGUUCAACUGUCGGAGACUUCCUUCGAACACAGACAGAGCACAACCAUGCACCAGAUGACGACCCCAAGCAAAAGUUUGUCAGUGAACUGUGCAAGCGAGCUAGAGAGGAGACAACACAGAUGCAGACCUUGUACACAGAGCAGCUGUCAGUAGAGGAGGAAGACAACCUACACGUUCUUCCAUCUUUCAUGGAACCAUCACAACACUGUAGGACCAAGGACCAACAACAACUUGGAAGGUUUCCACAGUCGGAUGAACAGAUCUCUUCCACACCGCCACCCCAACAUAUUUCGCUUUGUGGAAGUAAUUCGGAGGAUCAAGAUGGCUGA
Messenger RNA from Haliotis rubra (blacklip abalone), 689 nucleotides. RefSeq lists its product as uncharacterized. The record is from RefSeq and is a predicted model, not a curated record. Lineage: Eukaryota; Metazoa; Mollusca; Gastropoda; Lepetellida; Haliotidae. The coding region runs from base 216 to 689 and encodes 157 amino acids. The transcript is spliced from 2 exons.